Molecule: messenger RNA, 3290 nt
Organism: Nylanderia fulva
Lineage: Eukaryota; Metazoa; Arthropoda; Insecta; Hymenoptera; Formicidae
Source: RefSeq, a predicted model, not a curated record
GCGAUUAGUCGCCGGGAAGAUACGACGGUGGCCGGCCACCGAGUCGACAGGUUUGCAACAAACAAUUGAGAAAAUAGAGCACGUUUUGCCAGAAUCCCGUUCAAAGUCACCAUCACAAUUAAGUGCGAACAGUUUAAUCGCGACGAUUUCGACUCGCGGCCGCUGGAAAAUCGUAUCUUCAUCCGCGUCUGAGAACAAAUCUCGAUUCCGAUGAUACGUUCGGGAUUGGCGAAUAAAUCGGCGAAUAAGUCGCGAACAUGCUGAAGUGGGUGCACUACUGCCCGUUGCCGAGAGAACGCGCGAUCGCGUCCUCGGACGCGAAGAUGGUCGUUCCGGACGAGAUCACGAGGGACGAGAAGGACGGGAGAAGGACGACCGAAAGAAGAAAGGAUAGCUGCGGCACGGUGCGAAGUGCGCGAAACGCGAAAAUCGCUACGCCGGACGCUAUCAUGAGGAGGUGCUUCCGGUUUGGGGGUUCGGAUCCGAGGGUAGCGACCUGCAGAGGAAAGCUGCAGAACAAGCGGAGUAAGCUCAACCAAGAGAUCAACAAGGAACUGCGGUUACGAGCAGGUGCCGAGAAUCUUUUCAAGGCAACUACAAACAGGAAAUUGAAAGAGACUGUCGCCUUGGAACUAAGCUUCGUCAAUUCAAAUCUGCAGCUAUUGAAGGAACAGCUUGCCGAAUUAAACAGCUCGGUGGAGUUGUAUCAAAAUGUCGAUGGCGUUGAGCCUAUUAUGCCGAUGAUACCAUUGGGACUGAAAGAAACCAAAGAUAUCGACUUUCAGGAUCCAUUUAAGGAUUUUAUCUUGGAGCACUAUAGCGAAGAUGGCGAAAAUUACGAGGAAGCUAUAGCAGAUCUAAUGGAAACUAGACAGGCCACGAGGACACCAACUAGAGACUCAGCAGGCAUCGCGUUACUUCUGCGUUAUUACAAUCAGCUCUACUUCAUAGAGAGGCGAUUUUUUCCGCCCGAUAGAAGCCUCGGCAUCUACUUCGAAUGGUUCGACUCGUUGACAGGAGUGCCAAGUUGUCAGCGAACAGUCGCCUUCGAGAAGGCUUCGAUUCUCUUCAAUGCCGGUGCACUCUACACACAAUUAGCUGCUAAGCAGGAUCGUUUGACCGCUCGAGGACUCGAUCAGGCGGUUGACGCUUUCCUACGGGCGGCCGGCACUUUUCGAUACAUCCACGAAAACUUCACGAAUGCACCGAGUAUGGAUUUGGGUCCAGAUAUGUUGGAGAUGCUCGUGCAACUGAUGCUUGCUCAGGCAAGAGAAUGUCUCUUCGAAAAAUUGGAGCUUCAAUCAAGAGACGGCAGAAACAUCGAUGUUUGUUUGGAUCUUGCUCAAGAGGCUACCCAGGUUGCGGCAAUAUACAAUGACGUCCACGGAUUGAUAUCGCGCGAACCGGUUCGUGACUACGUCCCGGAGACUUGGAUUUCACUGAUACUGGUGAAGCGCGAGCAUCAUCUGGCCCUUGCUCACAAGCAUCUCGCAGUCGGUCUGCUGGACAGACCAAUUGUCGAGCUUCGUGUAGAAACAAGGCUCACGUUGGAGCACAUUCAGAAGAGCGAUGGAAAGACUCAAUUGGACAUAACCGUUCCCAGAGAUGAUAACGAAAGGAAAUUAUUGGGCAAAGCUCAUCUCAGAGAAGCUCUCGUUUUGCACGACGAGAGUCAACGACUACAGAGAAUGUGCCGCGAUCUGAAGGGUAAACAAGCGUUAGCGAGGGUUUUGAAGAAAGCACAAGAAGCAACACUCGACAGCUAUAAUAGAUUCGGCAACGAAGAUGAUUUUCGAGAAUUGUUAGAUCCGCCAGAUAUCAUUGCUUCUACGAAAUUUCAACUUAGCAUUACUCAUCCGGAUUUCGGGCAGCACGGAGUGGAUGAUCUAUUCAGAUCGUUAGGACCAGUAGCGAUAUUUUCGGCCAAGCGACACUGGACCGCGCCGCGAUUGGUGCAGCUUCAAAGAGGUCCUGACGGCGAAGGUUUUGGAUUUAGUGUACGCGGCGACGCUCCGGUGAUAAUAGCUGCCGUCGAUCAUAAUUCGCUAGCUGAUGUGGGCGGAAUGAAGGAGGGCGACUUCAUAGUCGGCAUCGGCGACAAAGACGUCAAGUGGGCAUCUCACGAGCAAGUUGUACGAAUGAUAAAGCAAUGCGGUGACUUUAUAAAUUUAAAAUUAGUCACACCAAUGGACAGAAAUUAUUUAAAGACAAUGGUGACAGAGGGGCAGCAAGAAGAGUACGACGAAUACAAGAGCACGUUGGACGCGAACACAUUGGAAGCGGCCAGACUGGAGCUUCGCGAGGAUGACAACACGAGGGAACAAGCUUUGCAGCAAUUUCGUCAUUGGAUCCAGAAGCAUCCUAUGAUCAAGAAGUGCAGGACCGACUCGCUAUUCCUAUUGAGAUUUCUCAGGACGAAGAAGUUCAGUCUACCGAUGGCCCAGGAGAUGCUCGAACGCUAUCUCACUAUCAGACAACUCUAUCCCGACUGGUUCCAGAAGCUCGACAUCGAUGACCCGGACCUCGAGGCCAUCAUCGACAGCGGUUAUCUAGUACCCUUACCGAAACGAGAUGGACAUGGUCGAAAAGUGAUACUGUCGUGUGCAGGACGUUUUGAUCCUUGCAAAUUCUCGUCGAUACACAUGGCGCGAGUCCACAGCAUGGUGGUGGAAACUUUGAUGGACGAUGAGGAAAAUCAGAUCCGCGGCUACACGCAUCUGAACGACGAGUCCGGAUUGACCAUGAGCCAUCUCAGCGCAUGGUCCUUCACGGAUAUUCGCAAUAUGUUGAGAUGCAUACAGAACAGCACCCCGAUGCGUCACAAGGAGACGCACUUGAUCAAUAUUCCUGGCAGCGUGGCGAAGAUCGUCGAGUUCGCUAUCUCGCUGCUCAACGAUAAGCUCAAGUCUCGCGUUAUGAUACAUAAAGAUAUGGAGGAGCUGAGAGAAGCGGUGGAUCCAAAGAUAUUGCCGAAGGAGUACGGAGGGGAAAUUCCGCUCUCGGAGAUGAUCGCUGAAUUCAAAAAGGAUCUGAAAGAGAAGAAAGAUCAACUUAAGGCUCUCGACGACAUGUAUAUCGAGAUUUCACCUAAAGAUUAUCAUGCGGCUAACAAUGAAGAGCUUGGCGGAAUAUGCGGUUCAUUUCGAAAGUUAGAAGUCGAUUGAAGGCUAAUUUAAUUACAUUUCAAUCUCGUAUUGAUAUAGCAUCUAAUUUUCAUAGUUAUUUUUGUGUGAUUGCACAUAUCACGUAUCAAGGAGCAGAUGUUUUCAUAAAAAUUAAAAUAUACUUUA